UUGUGGUCAGCAGUAGACGAUAUAAAAACAAUGGCGGUCGAAGCUGCGAAAAAACCUUGAAAACUUUGUAGCGGUUUGUGAAGAUGUCUUUCAUUCGAAUACGUCUUACUUUUCAGCGUGCUCUGCCUCUAAAAGAGGUCAAGAACUGUUGGUUCCUUGUGGAUACCUCCACUUGUAGCACGAUCGCCGAUUUAGAGUAUUUGAUAAAGAAGAGAUUCAUAGCGCUUUCCAAGAGCUGGAGCUCAGUGGACCUGUUUCUGGAGGACUACCUCCUACCUUCACAAGAGAAGAUAGAGAUUAUUCAAAAUAAUGACAACAUACGAGUGGAGGUUAGACAAAUGAUAAUCAAGCAGGCAGGCAGAGAGGAGGACUGUGACGACCAAGAAAGAGUGAAAAGGAGGAAACAGAACAAACGCUUGCCAGAUGCAAGUAAUAAAUCAAAAAGGAAACAGGUUGAUAACAGUGAAGAAGCUUUGAAUGAAAGAAAGAAGAAAAGGAUUAAGCCACCAGAAAAUGGAGUACAAGAUGUUAAUAAUACAGAACGGAAUAACAAAGCCAAGAAGAAAAAAAAAUCUACUAAAGAUAGGAAAAACCCAGUUAAGGAACCAAAGAUGGCAAAACAAGUGCAUAAAAAACACAAACCAAAUUUAUCUACACAUAUGGUAACAAAAAACAACAAUGUAUCAUCAUUGGCACAAGAGGAGAGAAAAUCCACAAAGACACUGGCAUUAACAGGUGCUGUUAACUCUCAGCAGAGCAAAUCAAGUAGACCUUCAAAAGAAAAAUCCAACAUGGAAGACAAACCUGGUAAUCCAUCUCAGAGAGUUUCAUCUAAAUCAAAUGUUGGUAAAGGUAAAAGUAAUUUAGAGCCUUUGAAAACAAAUUCAAAGAAAAGCAAGACCAGUGCCAAUGGCAAGGGAAAAGACCUUAUCACUGGCAAAAAGACCAUAAAUGGCAUUGUCACUGGCAAAAGAGCUGUAGAUAGCGACACUUCUUCCUCUGAGAGUUCAAUAGAAUCAUCGUCAUCAUCAUCUAGCCCAACAGAAUCAUCCUCGGAGUCAACAGAUGAAUCAGGGCCAUCAACUUCACACUCAAAAGUAAAUGGUACAGUAUCUCGAACAGCCAGUGCUGAGCUAAUUAACAAUGAUAAAUUGCCCAUCCAUGAAAGGUUAGAGAAGGAUGUUCAGCAUAAAAUUGCAAAAGAUUCAUCUGUUAGAAAAACAGGAAAGGAUGAGACUGGGGUAUCUUUGAAAUUACACACUAAUAGCAAAGGAAAUGGUGCAAUUAGAGAAUCUUCCUCAUCAUCAGAGUCAUCCACUGAUACUGACAAGUCUGCAGAUGCAGUAAGAAAGGAUACCAGGUCUUUGUCAUCAUCAUCGUCAUCGUCAAGUUCUUCUAGUGAAAGUGAGGAAGAGAAAGCAAAACUUGAUGGCAACAAGGAAACUUCAUCAUCAUUAUUACAUCCUGUGUUGUCAUCACCAUCAUCACAAUCAUUUCCGUCACCUUCAUUACUUCGGGGGAUACAGAUGCAGGAGACAAAUGAGACAUCUGCUAAUCAGUCUCCCAUCCACAGUAUUACAGAAAAGAUCAGUCUCUUUGGACAAAAGCAAGCUCAACAGAGCACAAGUAGAAGACAAAAUAAAAAGCCAGAUUCUAGAAAUUCAACAAGCCACAUCAGGUUUGAUUCAGAAGAGUCUGACGAAGAAACUGUUGAGGAGCAGCAAGAAGUUUGUUCCACGAAGGAUAUCACUGAUGACUUUAAUAGCACUCCACCAUCUUCAAAUAUUUCAGCAAGUGAGCAAAACCAUCAGGCAAGCUCGGAGAAAGCUGCAAGUGAAUGUAAGGAACCACUCCAGCGUGAUUACAGUCUUUGUACGCCACUUCAUGGCCCGCCCAGAAGUAAGGAUAAAAUAGCCUACAAGGUUCUAGAAUUAUCAGCUUCCUACACACCGGAAGUCUCAAGUUACAAGGAGGGUACUGUUGUCGAUUUUGACGCAAGCAGUGGAGCCAUAACGAUAGAACUUUCAAAGGAGUCGCUGAAAAAGACGCGAGGUGAUGGAAAUAUUACAGGAAAGUUUGAGUUGGUUUAUGACGAAAGUGAAGAAAACGCGGACAAUUUGGAAGAAGACCCUGAGGUUGUCGUGCCGUGGAACGCAAUGAUAGAUCCUGUUUUAAUCGAGUAGGAUAAUUAGAAAAUUUUCUCUUCACAUGACUAUGGCGCCUAACAGAAUUCAACCACUGAUGUGGCGUUUCUUCACGGCCGAGCAAGAGAGCGAUAACUAGUACAGGAAGGUACUAGCGAGGGAGAAAACUCUGUUACAGAAAACAUCGGUUUAUAUAUUGUUCUACUUGAAAGGCAGAUUGAAACUUCGAGACAUUUAUCACUAAGGUUUCCGUGUUAACGGCAAACCACGUUAUUCUGACAUCGGUACGUGGAAUAAACAGAAAUUUAGGAUAAAAAGCUUUCUUGUAAAUCACUUACGGGAAAGCCUACUUCUUGGCGUUGAAAACUCGUGUUGAGAACUCCGAAAGUGACCGUGGAGAUUAGUCACAUGACUUCUAGCGAUUUGCCGUUUGGCAUUUCCGCUGAAAACCUUGGUGCCAAAUGUCACUAGUAAUGAAGACCCUCAAACUAUGAACACUUGGCUUUUUUCUGCAUUUGUUUGUUGACUACACAAUUAGGGCUCAUGACAUCAGACUAAAAGAUAAGAAUGAGGACCAGGCCAAACGGCGAACUUAACAUGAGACGAACUAAGCUGAGCGAAUUAAGUUUAUCAGUGAUAAGUUCGAUGUUUGAUCUCUUUUUAUGUAAAGAUCUCUCAUCGGAUAAUCUUAAUGCUCUGAAAAUGUUAAGUGUUCAUGGUUCGUGCUUCCUCUUUGUAAACGCUGGGAAAAUGUUGAAUAGCCUAAACUGUUAGUGAAGAUUUUAAUAAGCGAUUUUAUUCUCUUAAACUCAAGGAAACAGUUACUAUUUCCCAAAAUGUGAUUAGGACCGCAAAAAUAGUUAUUAAGAGGCUGUCCGCGUAAGAACCGACCACUCGAUUUUCGGCCGAAGACAGAAUUUCAUGUCCAUAUGAUAAACAAAAAUAGUAAUAAUUUGGCUUGUAAUGCUAUUUUUCAGUAUUUCUGGUGAUGAUUUUCGAGGACGGUCCAAAACCGUUUUAUAAAUCGUUCUUUUUCGAGUCAAAUUUUGGUGUUGCGCUGAAGGCGCUGAAAAAUUACGCUUUUACUCAAUUACAAUAAAACUUACGGAUGAUUUUA
This is a messenger RNA of Orbicella faveolata, 3261 nucleotides long. RefSeq lists its product as uncharacterized. Lineage: Eukaryota; Metazoa; Cnidaria; Anthozoa; Scleractinia; Merulinidae. Gene Ontology annotation, cellular component: Cajal body. Gene Ontology annotation, molecular function: U1 snRNA binding; U2 snRNA binding. The record is from RefSeq and is a predicted model, not a curated record. Gene Ontology annotation, biological process: spliceosomal snRNP assembly.